AGCAGCUUGACCUAAUUGCGGAACAGUCAAACUCAUCGUCAACCCACGUAACUCGACCCUAAAAACUUCUCUAAUCCGUUUCACUCCAAACUCCAUACUCAAAAUCGCGCUUUUCUUCUCCCCUAAUUCCCUCUCUCGUUCACUCCCCUUCUCCCGUCUCCAAAAAUCCCCGCACUCAAAUUUCUCUUUCCUAGGGUUUUAUUUCUUCGACCAUAAACCCACCGUCAAUGGCGGAAGUCAUGAACAUGCCGGUCGAAUCCCUCGACACUCGCCGCCCUAGCAAAGAAAAACCUUCCGACGAACAUCAUCGUAGCGACGACAAUAACAAAUCUUCUCCAUCUCCUCCACGCCGCCGUGAUCGCGAUUCUCGCGAGCGAAGAGACGAUAGAGAUUUUGAUCGUCGUCCUCAUCCUCCUCGAUAUUACGACCACAUUCAUCGAAGAGGAGGCAGAGAUUAUAACAAUAACAAUUAUAAUAAUAAGCGUAAUUCUUCUCCUCCUCCCCAACAUUAUCGAGGCCGUGAUUAUCAUCGUCGUAAUAAUUUUUCUCCUCCCUCGAGAAGGUCCUCUCCACCUCAUCAUCCUCCGUUUAAGCGCUCAAGGCGAGAUGAUGGAGGCUAUGAUGGUCAACGUGGUAGUCCUCGCGGUGGUGGGUAUAGGGGCGGUGAUCGUAGGUUUGGCUAUGAUUAUCCUGGAGGAUAUGAUCGUGAAAUAGGGGGCAGGUCGGGUUAUGCUGAUGACAGGCCUCAUGGUCGUUUUCGUUCUGGUGGAUUUCCUGGUGGCCCAUCUGAUUGGGAGGCGGGACGUGGUGGCUAUACUGAUGCGUCUACUGCUGGCAAUGCUCAGAGAACUUUUUCCAGAGAAGGUUUGAUGACCUACAAGCAGUUUAUUCAGGAGCUUGAAGACGAUGUAUUACCAGGAGAAGCUGAGCGUAGGUAUCAGGAGUACAAAUCAGAGUACAUUUCUACUCAAAAGCGUACAUACUUUGAGGCUCACAAAGACGAAGAAUGGUUGAGGGACAAGUACCACCCUACAAAUUUGCUGAAUGUCAUAGAAAGGAGGAAUGAAUUUGCACGCAAAGUUGCUAAAGAUUUUUUGUUGGACUUGCAUAGUGGGAGCCUUGAUAUGGGUCCAGGUGCAAAUGCCUUGUCCAUUAAUAAAUCUGGCCAGACUAGUGAACCAAACUCUGAAGAUGAGGCAGAUGUUGGUGGUAAAAGGAGGCGUCAUGGUCGAGUUCAGGCGAAGGAUUCUGAUAUGUCAGCUGCAACCAAGGCACACCCUGUUAGUUCUGAUCCAAGAAGAAUUCAAAUUGAUGUUGAACUAGCUCAAGCUCUUGUCACAAAACUUGACUCUGAAAAAGGAAUUGAGGACAACAUCUUAUCUAAAGAUGAUACUGACAAAAUGAAUAGAGAGAGAUCUCAUAGUGGAUCAAUUGGUCCAGUUAUUAUUAUCCGAGGAUUAACUUCUGUCAAGGGCCUUGAGGGCGUUGAGCUUCUGGAUACACUUGUGACUUACCUUUGGCGUGUUCAUGGUGUAGAUUAUUAUGGCACAAUUGAAAUUGCAGAACCUAAGGGCCUGCGGCAUGUGAGAGCAGAGGGAAAGAGUUCUGAUGCGUCUAGUAAUGCAGUAGAAUGGGAAAAGAAAGUUGAUUCUUAUUGGCAGAACAGGAUGCAGACUCAGGACCCACUUGAGGUCAUGACUGCAAAGGAAAAGAUAGAUGCUGCUGCUGUUGAAGCUUUGGAUCCGUUUGUUAGAAAAAUUAGGGAUGAAAAGUAUGGGUGGAAGUAUGGUUGUGGGGCUAAGGGCUGCACAAAGCUGUUUCAUGCUGCUGAAUAUGUCCACAAGCAUUUGAAACUUAAACAUGUGGAACUCGUGAUGGAACUUACAUCCAAAGUGCGAGAAGACUUGUACUUCCAGAAUUACAUGAAUGACCCCAAUGCCCCUGGUGGGCAGCCUGUUAUGCAGCAAUUUGUGCCGACGGACAAACUGCAGAGAAGGAGAGCAGGUACAGAAAACCGCCUGAAAGAUGAACGAGGCAACCGCAGAGAACGAGAUUGGAAUGGUGUUGAGAGAUUUGAAAAUCAAGAGAACCCACAGGCUGAUUUACCACCCAGUAAUAAUAAUGAUGCAGACAAGGGCAACCCUGAAGAACCAAAUUUUGAAAAUUUUGGCGGACAAGGCGUGCAUGUUGCGCCAUUUGCCCCUGAUAUCGCACCCCCACCUGUGUUGAUGCCUGUUCCUGGUGCCGGACCCUUAGGACCAUUUGUGCCAGCCCCGCCUGAGGUUGCAAUGCGAAUGCUACGUGAGCAACCUACUCCGUUUGAAGGGCCAGGGAGAAAUGUGAGAGCUGCUCCUCCACUUAUUUUACCGCCGUCUUUCCGGCAGGAUCCUAGACAUCUGCGAAGUUACCAUGAUUUGGAUGCGCCAGAUGAUGAAGUCACUGUUAUUGACUACCGGAGUUUAUGAGUGAUGACAUCAACAUGUUGCCAUUUGAAACACUUGUGACUUGCCUGUGCUUGUGCUGUACGGAUUCGCAUAAAUCAUUACUACAUUUUUUUAUUGCAUUCGCAAAUUAAUUUUGUUACCCUUUUUAAUUUGGUUGUGACGUCAGAGGUAGAUAAUUCAGAUAGCUGAACGCUCUUACAUUUAUGGACUAAUUUUUGUGUAGUAAUUCCAUGUUUUGUUCAUCCUUCAAUUUAUUUAAUGUGUGGAAUUAGUAAAGGAUGAUUUUUCUUUAUUUUUAUUCUAGUUGGAAUUAUUAGAGAAUAACCAACUGUAAGACUAUUUGUCUAUCAAUUUUGUAGUUGAGAAUUAUAUCAGAUGAUGGUAUUUUGUAUAUAUUAACUAGAAUGAAAAUUAAUAUAUAGCAAAUACAACAGAAUUAUAAAUAGUGCAAGUACGAUAAUCAAAGGAAAAUUUACUUAUAAAAAUCUCACCAUUGGUAUCUGUUGUAUAAAAAUUCGACCUUAUGGUUAUUUUGGAAUAAUA
Molecule: messenger RNA, 2987 nt
Organism: Amaranthus tricolor (Joseph's coat)
Lineage: Eukaryota; Viridiplantae; Streptophyta; Magnoliopsida; Caryophyllales; Amaranthaceae
Product: serrate RNA effector molecule-like
Exons: 12
Coding region: 228-2465 (745 amino acids)
Biological process (GO): primary miRNA processing; mRNA processing
Cellular component (GO): nuclear body
Source: RefSeq, a predicted model, not a curated record